AAAAUAAGAAAAAUGAAAAGCAAAAGAAGGUCAUCUAACCGCGAUUCAAGCUUGGGGGUUGGCGGUUUGAAUCUCCACCGGCCUAUUCGGCCGCUUUCACUUUCCGCUAGGUGUCCAUCUUCUUCACGGCUGUUCUCCGUUCAACAACAUUCUCCGUCAAACCCCCCACUUAUAGCUUUCACACUUCCACCCACGCGCAUAAUGUGAUUCCCUCUCUCUCUCUCUCUCUCACACGAAUUUUCCUUUAGUCUCUAGCUAGUGUUCUUGAUGAGUUUUGUAAUGGAUUCGAUCAUCUUACCGGCGGCUUGUAUUUCCGCUGUUGUUUCUGCUUCACAAUUACGUCGGUUACGGUGUACGUCUUCACACUCUAGCGGUUUGCGCGGCCGGAAACUAUCCGUUACUGAUUCCUCACUGCGGUUCUCCAACCGCGAUCAUAGUUGGUCGCCGGCCGUUCAUUCAGUCGCUGCUGAUACGACUAAUUCCACGCCUCCAAGAGAUGGAAUAUAUACAGUUGGUGAUUUUAUGACGAGAAAAGCGGACUUACUUGUAGUAGAGGAGACAACACCGGUUGACAAGGCACUAGAGAUUCUUGUGGAGAAAAGAAUUACCGGAUUUCCAGUGAUUGAUGCUGAUUGGAAUUUGGUUGGUGUGGUAUCAGAUUAUGACUUGUUGGCGCUUGACUCAAUAUCAGGUGGUAGUCAUGGUGACACAAGUUUGUUUCCUGAUGUUGAUAGUUCUUGGAAAACGUUCAAUGAGAUUCAGAAACUAGUUGGUAAAACUGAUGGGAAAGUCGUUGGGGACUUGAUGACACCUGCUCCACUUGUUGUUCAUGAAACCACUAACCUUGAGGAAGCUGUAAGGUUGUUGCUUGAAACAAAAUACCGUCGGCUGCCAGUAGUGGAUGUUGAUGGGAAGCUGGUUGGACUUAUUACACGGGGAGAUGUUGUUCGGGCUGCACUCCGGAUAAAAGAUGCUAUUAAGAAGAUGCAAUUAUCACAAGAUUGAUGCUAUUAAGAACCAAAUUGGAUUAUUGCUGCUGUGAAGGCAUCCUUGGAGUGGAAUGAGUAAAUUAAUCAGCAACAUGAUGAGGUAUUUUGAUAGAUUGUAUAUAUAUAGACCUUUUCUGGUAUUCCUUAUUGCAUUGGUAUUUAAUUCCACAUUUUUUGAAGAUAUUAGAGCAUCCACAUUGAAGAAGACAAAUGUUGCUCUUUAAACAAUCCGGUUGUAUUUUGCUUUAAUAAUUCUAUAAUAACAUGUUUAUAAAACA
Molecule: messenger RNA, 1267 nt
Organism: Cynara cardunculus var. scolymus (artichoke)
Lineage: Eukaryota; Viridiplantae; Streptophyta; Magnoliopsida; Asterales; Asteraceae
Product: CBS domain-containing protein CBSX1, chloroplastic-like
Exons: 8
Coding region: 268-1005 (245 amino acids)
Source: RefSeq, a predicted model, not a curated record